UUCCUCAUCAACAGAUCUCGCUUUUUUCUCCGGCAACUGAGCGAGCUUUGACUGAUUUCGGACUAGGCCUGCAGCAGGACCUGCAUCACUGCCCGGCAUGUCAACGAAAGAAUCAAAGCCAAAUCUCAGCCAUUCGCAGGCUACAGACAUUCUCAAGCGACUCUAUGGGUUAACCACGUCUGUCAUUCGACCACUGCCAAGUUAUAUUGAUCAGAACUUCUAUGUGGCCUCCAGUGAGGGUGGAGAGUAUGUCUUAAAAGCAAUGAAUUCUGCAGACAGUCAAGACAUUGCUGUUAUUAAGGUGCAGACUUACUCGAUGGCCUUCCUAAACCAAAGAGGCCUUCCUGCGCAGAUCGCUUUACCCACACUGACUGGACAAAUGAUGAGCCUGGAGGAAAUCGAUUGUGGUUUUGGCACACAGACAUAUUUAGUCCGCUUGCUUACCUACAUGCCUGGGACCACCAUAUGCAAAAUUUCCAUCAACACUCAGAUUCUGUACGACAUUGGGAAAAUGGCCGCCACUUUGGAUACAGUUUUACUGCAAAUGGAGCAUCCAAACAUCAGUGUCCUGCAGAGAGACAAUUUUAUUUGGAGUCUCACCAGCAUUCCACUCCUAUACCAGUAUAUUCACGUGAUGGAUGGGGAUCCGGUACAAAAGGUUGUUAAAGCUGUUAUAGAGCAAUACCAGGUCCAAGUCAGGCCAAAACUACCACUGUUUCGCAAGUGCAUCAACCACGGAGACUUAAAUGACCGUAAUCUCUUGGUAAAACCCGAUGGACCCUCAAAAUAUGCGAUCUCUGGAAUCCUUGAUUUUGCAGACAUGAGCUGUGGGUAUUUCAUAUUCGAGCUGGCCAUCACUAUCAGGUACAUGAUGACUGAAAGUCCCAAUCCAUUAGAUGUUGGAGGGCCAGUGGUGGCGGGAUGGGAAAGUGUUUUUCCUCUCAAUGAGGCAGAAAGAGACUCGCUCUACUGGCUGAUUCUGUGUCGGUUCUGCCAGUCCCUGGUUAUAGCUCGCUACACUGUGAUCCAGCAGCCCGAGAAUGAGGAAUAUGUGAGGAUGGCCUCCAAGAAUUGUGUGCAGCAUCUUAGCCGUCUUUGGGAGCUGGGUAAAGAUGAAGUUGAAAGAAGAUGUUUUCAGAAUGCGGCACAGUUCAGCCAAUCUUGACCGAGAACCAAAGCACAAACAUAUGGACAAAUAGAUAGUAAUAAUAUGUAAGAAUAUGUAUCAUUCUGUAAUGCAUAGGCUGGUCAAGCUGGUUUCAGCUGGUCAGCAGCUAAGACCAGACUGGAAAUGGUUGGAAACCAGCCUGGAAAUGGCCAAAACCCCUCUAAAACCAGAAUGUUCAACCAGCUAAAACCAGCCAACCAUCCUAGGCUGGUUUUUGUUUCUUUCCGCAACACUUAAAAGCUGUUUAGGGACUGAAGACAUCAUGUGAUGAAGUGUUUCAGGUGUAAUUUUGUCCCACUCUUCCUUCAAACAAAUCUUAAGGUAGGCAACAGUAAGAGGUCUUCGUUGUUGCAUUUUGUGCUUCAAAAUGUGCCACACUUUCUCUAUUGGACACAGGUCAGGACUGCAGGCAGGCCAGUCAAG
Molecule: messenger RNA, 1591 nt
Organism: Danio rerio (zebrafish)
Lineage: Eukaryota; Metazoa; Chordata; Actinopteri; Cypriniformes; Danionidae
Source: RefSeq, a predicted model, not a curated record